Electrophorus electricus (electric eel) is the source of this 876-nucleotide messenger RNA. The record is from RefSeq and is a predicted model, not a curated record. Lineage: Eukaryota; Metazoa; Chordata; Actinopteri; Gymnotiformes; Gymnotidae.
CCCACAGUUGAAAAACCUAAUCAAAAUAAGAUUAGGCUCAACACAGAACACAGCUGUGUAGUUUGUAGUCUUAAACAAAUACAGUAUACACAAAGUCAAACCAACAUCAGACAUUAAUCAAAUGAACCAGAAUUGCAUUAGGUGUCUUCCUCCACUUCAAGCCCCUCUGUGUUUGUCUUUCUCACAGACUGCAUGAUGCCUGAGCGAGAUGACGGUGAUAGGAGGCGAAUAGUUGGAGGUUUCCUGGCCAUGGAGGACCAAUGGGGCUGGCAGGCCAGUCUACAGUGGAGAGGGCAGCAUGUGUGUGGGGGGGCCAUCAUAACACCCCGCUGGAUCAUCACAGCUGCACACUGCUUUGUAGGGUUUAACAUGAUGAUCGAGUCUGACUGGAAGGCUGUGAUUGAUACACUCAUUGCAUCAGAUGUGACACAUGGCAAACGCUAUGACACACUCCAGAUAUACCCCCACCCACAGUUCUCCAUGGACACCAAUGACUACGAUCUGGGUCUGCUUCUCACUCAGACAAAGAUGAGCAUGGAAGGAUCUGUGUCACCCCACCUGAGGCAGGCACAGGUGCAGGUCAUUGAUCAGGCCUUGUGCUCCAGCCUGUCUGUGUAUGGCUCUUACAUCACUCCCAGAAUGCUUUGUGCUGGGCUCAUGGAGGGAGGUGUAGAUGCUUGCCAGGGUGACAGUGGGGGUCCCUUGGUAUGUCAGACGGGGGGUGGAAUGUGGAGGCUUGCUGGUGUUGUAAGCUGGGGUGAGGGCUGUGGCAGACCCAGCAAACCAGGCGUGUACACCCGAGUGACUGAGCUUCUGCAGUGGCUAAGGCAACACUUAGAGGAUGAAGAUGCAGAAGUCACUGACAGUAACAAAUGA